Molecule: messenger RNA, 1985 nt
Organism: Protopterus annectens (West African lungfish)
Lineage: Eukaryota; Metazoa; Chordata; Ceratodontiformes; Protopteridae
Product: V-set and immunoglobulin domain-containing protein 4-like
Exons: 5
Coding region: 105-668 (187 amino acids)
Biological process (GO): negative regulation of macrophage activation; negative regulation of complement activation, alternative pathway; negative regulation of T cell proliferation
Molecular function (GO): complement component C3b binding
Source: RefSeq, a predicted model, not a curated record
ACAAGAAGUGAUAUAACCGAGACCUUGGUUUCAUCUGUAGCCAUUCAGAGCUGUAGAAGUUUAGUGCUAUUCUUAGUGUUUAUACAACUCUUCUGAAAUUGAAAAUGAAAAUCUGGCAAACUACAUUUUUGUUAAAUGUUAUUUUCAUGGUAAACCAAGUUUAUUCUUUCCCACAUCUGAGUUCCCUAUCAGAGAUGAAUGCAACUUGGAAGGCAUCUAACACCAUACCUUGUCAUUAUCAGCCAUCUGAUGAAUAUAUACAAAAAGAGAUCAGAUGGAGUAAAGAUGAUCGAACUGUAAUACAAAGAGACAAAUCAGGUGAUCAUAUCCCAAUGUCCAAAUACAGGGGCAAGGCAAGUAUUCUUAAUGGCCCUGCAGGUGAUGUGUCUCUCAUUUUAGACAUGAUGCUUGGUGACAGUGGAGCGUAUUUCUGUGAAGUUACAUGGACCUCCAGAGCAACUAAAGAGACCGCUACUAAUAAAGUACAUACACAGGUGAAAGUCAUUAAAGGUAUAACCAAAACGUCAGAUCCACUUUCUGAAGCAACUACAUCACAACCAGCAUUUACCAGAACAGGUAUAACCAAAACGUCAGAUCCACUUUCUGAAGCAACUACAUCACAACCAGCAUUUACCGGAAGAGAUCUCAAGAAUGUAUCACUGCCCUGAAGAAUGCUCUGAAACCAAAGAAAGGAAAACCCAGGGUGUUCCAACAAGUGGAACCCCCUCACUAACGAAAUCUCCAACUGAAAGAUUAAGUCAGGCACUGAAAGCCACUCAUGCAAAAAAUAUAACUUCCAUACCUAUACAGCACCAUUGAUCCAGUCAUCAAAACAAGACACACCACUGAUAAACUAUUCAGCAGUAAAACAGAAAAAAAACAUUACAGACAGAACCUUUCAAGAAGGCCCCUCUGAUCAAAGCUGUCCAACAGCAAUUAAGGCUGUCAACCGUACAUCAGAAACAAACACUAAAGAAUCAUAAACAAGAAGCAAUAAUUAUUCUGAAUACAAAACUAAAAUACCUUCAUCCAAAAAAAAAAAAAAAAAACAUGAAAGAAGCAAACCCUGCAUCAAACUUUUUUCCCAGACCCCGAUGUGUUACAAAUUGUGACCGGUCACUAUCAUCAGCUCUGUGGCAAUACUAAGAUAUGCAAAUUAAGAAAAAAUAGAUUGUAUUUUUUUAAAUAAACCUUUAGUAAGACUGACAUGCCUAGUCACUGGCAGAAAGCUCCAUGCCAGUUAAAUGAAUAACCCUACCAUAGCUUGCUAAACCGAAGUAGAUGAAUUUAUGUUUACAUGGGUUCUGCUGAGCUGACCAGUGAAGUGCAGAGAAUUCACUUUGAGUGAGUUUAAAUAGACUCCUCUACUCUACCUACCACUGACUCGGCUUGUAUUAACAUGCUUGCAGUCAAGCCGAUCUUAUUCUAGCUUUUAUGCUGUCUCUCUAUCUGUUCUCAGCAGACAUAAGAGAAAAAAAGCAACAUUCUUCUGGGUACAACUUGUUGGCUCUAUGGCAAAUUUUAUUUAUGUAAAUAUAAAAGCAGGUAGGUCCCAUGAAGUGAGCAGCUGAACAAUUUAAGAAAUGUGAUCUAAUUAAGCACUCUCAGCAUAUAUGUACUUCAGGACGUAUCCAGUCUGACUCUUGAGUCAUAUAAUUAGAAUGCCCUGAGUUAGGUUACUAAAGAGAACACGUGCCAUACAAGUUAUUAAUAGUGGGACACACAUUUCUUCGCAGAUAAAUAACAGAAUUUUUGUUUUAAUACACAGUUGAAUUUCUAGCAGUAAGUCAGAGGGUAUCCAUAUAAACAAACAGGCUGUAUAAUGAUUUGGGCCCUUUUAAGAGAAAAUUACAAGAACACAAGAUAGAUAACACCACUGCAUAUUCUACAACAUAGGAAUGAAGAAUAAAAAAUCCAAAAACGUGCAAUAUCUGCUCUUAAGGGAUUACUGUAUGCCCAAAGAAUCAGUCCCUUUUUGUUGGUAA